Molecule: messenger RNA, 2111 nt
Organism: Miniopterus natalensis
Lineage: Eukaryota; Metazoa; Chordata; Mammalia; Chiroptera; Miniopteridae
Gene: PIAS4
Product: protein inhibitor of activated STAT 4
Biological process (GO): protein sumoylation; regulation of transcription by RNA polymerase II
Cellular component (GO): chromatin
Molecular function (GO): zinc ion binding; transcription coregulator activity; SUMO ligase activity
Source: RefSeq, a predicted model, not a curated record
CAAGCACUUGGGGCUUCUUCCUGAAUGCUUGUGCCCCUCUCACAACCCUCCUUCGCCUACCCCCCAGUGUCAAGGGCAGUCUCCUCCUUGGUGGCAGCUGCUGAGAAAUCUGAGUGGCAGCUUGAAGGGUGUGUCCCAGAAUGCUGGUGCAGCAGCUCCAGAUGCGUAACCUGGUGGAAGGGGCUAUGCCUUGGGGGGUGGGGUGGGAGGAGGGGGGUCUCCCAGGGGCAGGAUGGCAUCAGGAGAUGUGUUCUGGUCGGACUCCACGGCAGGCCAUCAGCUUCCUCAUGACAGCGCCUCUCCCCUCGCAGGCCUUGGGCCUCUUCCAGAAGAAACAUCUUGUCUGUGAGCCUUUUUUCUCUGUUCAAGAACAUGGUGAUGAGUUUCCGAGUCUCCGAUCUUCAGAUGCUCCUGGGUUUUGUUGGCCGGAGUAAGAGUGGACUUAAGCACGAACUUGUCACCCGGGCCCUCCAGCUGGUCCAGUUUGACUGUAGCCCUGAGCUGUUCAAGAAGAUAAAGGAGCUCUACGAGACACGCUACGCCAAGAAGAGUUCAGAGCCUGUCUCCCAACCCCACCGGCCCCUGGAUCCCCUGACCAUGCACUCGACCUAUGAACGGGCCAGCACUGUGCCCAGGACUCCACUCACAGGCCCGAACAUUGACUACCCUGUGCUCUAUGGGAAGUACUUAAAUGGACUCGGACGGUUGCCUGCCAAGACCCUCAAGCCAGAAGUGCGCCUGGUGAAGCUGCCCUUCUUUAACAUGCUAGAUGAAUUGCUGAAGCCCACCGAACUGGUUCCACAGAAUAACGAGAAGCUUCAAGAGAGCCCGUGCAUCUUCGCAUUGACACCCAGACAGGUGGAGCUGAUCAGGAACUCCAGAGAACUGCAGCCUGGGGUCAAGGCCGUGCAGGUCGUCCUAAGAAUCUGUUACUCAGACACCAGCAGCCCUCAGGAGGACCAGUACCCACCCAACAUUGCUGUGAAAGUCAACCACAGCUACUGCUCAGUUCCGGGCUACUACCCCUCAAAUAAGCCCGGAGUGGAGCCCAAAAGGCCCUGCCGCCCCAUCAACCUCACUCACCUCAUGUACCUGUCCUCGGCCACCAACCGCAUCACUGUCACCUGGGGGAACUAUGGCAAGAGUUACUCGGUGGCCUUAUAUUUGGUGCGGCAACUGACCUCCUCAGAGCUGCUGCAGAGGUUGAAAACCAUCGGGGUCAAGCAUCCGGAGCUGUGCAAGGCGCUGGUCAAAGAGAAGCUCCGCCUGGACCCUGACAGUGAGAUUGCCACCACCGGCGUGCGGGUCUCUCUCAUCUGCCCACUGGUGAAGAUGCGGCUGUCCGUGCCCUGCCGGGCAGAGACCUGCGCCCACCUGCAGUGCUUCGAUGCUGUCUUUUACCUCCAGAUGAAUGAGAAGAAGCCUACCUGGAUGUGCCCGGUGUGUGACAAACCAGCCCCCUACGACCAGCUCAUCAUAGAUGGGCUCCUCUCCAAGAUCCUGAGUGAGUGCGAGGAUGCCGAUGAGAUUGAAUACCUGGUAGAUGGCUCAUGGUGCCCGAUCCGUGCCGAGAAGGAGCGCAGCUGCAGCCCCCAGUGCCCCAUCCUCGUGCUCGGCACCUCAGACGCCAAUGGCCUCCUAUCCAGCCCCAACGUCAACGGUGGUGGUGGCAGCAUGCUUGGGGGCUCUGGAGGCGGGGGCAGCACAGUGGGCAGCAUUGAAAAUGGGAAGCCGGGAGCUGAUGUGGUGGACCUCACGCUGGACAGCUCCUCGUCCUCAGAGGAAGAGGAGGAGGAGGAGGAAGAUGAGGAGGAGGAGGAUGAGGACGGCCCCCGGCCCAAGCGCCGCUGCCCCUUCCAGAAGGGCCUGGUGUCAGCCUGCUGACUGCUUGUCAUCACCAACCGGCUGGACACUCAAUUUUCCUGGUGCUCACCACGCAGAGGGGCGCAGGCGGGCCUUGGGGUGCAGAGGGAGGAGUGAUUUUUUUUUUUUUUCCUUUUUAUUGUUGUUCAUAUGGUUUUCCACCCCUUUCCCUGGAUCCUGGCACCUGUACCUCUGGACUCCUAUUGGAGGAUUAAAAAAAAGUAAAAUUACAAAAAAAAAAAAAGAAA